CUUCCCCCUACAAUUUAUGAGCAAAAUCCUGAACCCACUCUCUCUCAAGAAAAAAAAAAAACCAUGUCUUGCGCUGUAGUUGCAGGUUCACCAGUCUUCAAGGCCGGUUCUCCAUUAAAAAUUGACCAUCACCUUCAACCUGGUUAUCCAGGCUCUCCGUUACGAUGUGGGUUUGUUGGUUUCAGAGAAGAGAGCCAAGGUGGAAGCCCUUCUUUGCGACAGAUGAGCAAUGGAAUUAGGGUUUGGGAGGAAGAAGGGUUAGGGUUUUCUCGUGGGGAAGAAGCGGUUAAGGGGAUUUUGAAGAGGAAGAGGCCUGCAAGGCUUCAGAUCCCCUCUUCUUCUCCUUGUGCUUCUGGUUUUGAGCCGAUUGAGCAGGGACCUGAACUUGUUCAUGUAGAAAGCGACAGAUAUUCUGUCAUUUGUAAGAGAGGAAGGAGAUCAGUCAUGGAGGAUUGUUAUGCUGCGAACCUGGACCUUUACGGUGAUUCGAAACAGGCUUUCUUGGGUGUUUUUGAUGGCCAUGGAGGAAAACGAGCAGCAGAGUUUGCUGCACAAAAUAUGGGGAAGAACAUAAUGGAGCUCGCGACCAACUGUGAUGGUGUAGAAGGAAUUGGAGAUGCUGUUAAGAAUGGAUACUUAGUCACUGAUUCAGAAUUCUUGCGAGAUAAAGCUCGAGGUGGCGCUUGUUGUGUAACAGCAUUAAUCCGAGAAGGCAAUUUGGUGGUCUCAAAUGCCGGCGACUGUCGCGCCGUAAUGAGCAGAGGUGGAACUGCUGAAGCCCUCACCUCUGAUCACAGGCCUGCAAGAGAAGACGAGAGAGAGAGAAUUGAAAGCUUGGGUGGGUAUGUGGAUCUCCGCCGUGGGGUGUGGAGGUUACAGGGAUGCCUAGCCGUGUCACGAGGGAUUGGAGAUCAGCAUUUGAAACAAUGGGUAUCUGCAGAACCAGAGACAGAGAUCCUAAGGAUAACCCCCGAAUGCGAAUUCUUGAUCUUAGCUUCAGAUGGGCUAUGGGAGAAGGUUGGUAACCAGGAGGCGAUCGACUUGGCUCGACCCCUAUGUGCGACUACUGAUAAGCCAUCUCCAUUAUCAGCCUGUAAAAAGCUUGUGGAUUUAUCCUUAAGCAGAGGAUCAUUGGAUGAUAUCAGUGUGAUGAUAAUCCAGUUGAGCCGGUUUGUAUGAAGGAUUUGAUUCUGUGGUGUGAGAAGAAAAAAGCAGCAGCCUCUUUUAGCUGGCUGCGAAAACCACGGAGUUUUAGUAUUCCUUCAUAUUUCAUGUCUAACCAUUAAUUUAUUUCUAUUCAAUUCAUUUUUUUUAGUACAAUUCAUUUCGCUCAAGAAAACCAUAGAAGUAUCAGUUUAUUCAAUUCAUUAUUAUUUUCAUCUGAGUUACAUCCCCAAGUUUAUUGAAUUUAUUGGAACUUUCGAAAGAUCAGAAGUACAGUUUAUUUUGGCACAUUGGAUGGGAGGAGUCGAAGUUCCAGCAUGUGUUCUGGCAAUCUUCUUUUCUCAUGCCAUCUUUAGUUGUUUCGGUUUUGUACCGCAUUUUAAUCUUCUUUUCUCAUGCCAUCUUCUUUAGUUGUUUCGGUUUUGUACCGCAUUUUGUGUCAUUAUGCUAGUGUCAUUUUAUUUGAGCUUUAUUUUUGUAUCGGAUCUUCAUCUUCUUCUAGUUAUGAUCCAUUUUAUAUUGAUUGGAGCUUUAUUUUUGUAUGG
This is a messenger RNA of Amborella trichopoda, 1709 nucleotides long. RefSeq names its product putative protein phosphatase 2C 53. NCBI's taxonomy places the organism in Eukaryota, Viridiplantae, Streptophyta, Magnoliopsida, Amborellales, Amborellaceae. Gene Ontology annotation, molecular function: protein serine/threonine phosphatase activity; cation binding. The record is from RefSeq and is a predicted model, not a curated record. Gene Ontology annotation, biological process: protein dephosphorylation.